AGGGGGCGUUCCCGCGCGGCCGGCCCCGCCCUCGCUCGGCGCCGAGCUAGCCUCCCAGUCUCCCCCGCGCUUCCUGCACUGAGGCAGUUGCCGGCGCGUCCCCUAUCCCGCGGCUCGCUCGCCCGGCCGGUGCCAUGGCGGCCUUCAGCAAGUACUUGACGGCGCGGAACUCCUCGCUGGCGGGGGCCGCCUUCCUGCUGCUCUGCCUGCUCCACAAGCGGCGCCGCGCGCUCGGCCAGCACGGUAAGAAAAGUGGAAAACCACCAUUACGAAACAAUGAGAAAGAAGGAAAGAAAGAGCGAGCUGUGGUGGACAGAGUGUUUUUAUCAAGGCUCUCACGGAUCCUGAAAAUCAUGGUACCUAGAACAUUUUGUAAAGAGACAGGCUACUUAAUACUUAUUGCUGUUAUGCUGGUCUCUCGAACAUACUGUGAUGUUUGGAUGAUUCAAAAUGGGACUCUCAUUGAAAGUGGAAUAAUAAGCAGAAGUGUGGCUUUAUUCAAGGAACCAUUUUUUAAAUUUAUGGCAGCUACUCCAUUGAUCUCUCUGGUUAAUAACUUCUUGAAGUAUGGGUUAAAUGAGCUCAAACUGUGCUUCCGAGUAAGGCUCACCAGAUACCUCUAUGAGGAGUAUCUCCAAGCGUUCACCUAUUAUAAAAUGGGCAACCUGGAUAACAGAAUAGCAAAUCCAGACCAGCUGCUUACACAAGAUGUAGAAAAAUUUUGUAACAGUGUAGUUGAUCUGUAUUCAAAUCUUAGCAAGCCAUUUUUAGACAUAGUUUUAUAUAUUUUCAAGUUAACAAGUGCGAUUGGAGCUCAGGGACCAGCAAGCAUGAUGGCCUACUUGCUUGUUUCUGGACUAUUCCUAACUCGACUCAGAAGGCCCAUCGGCAAGAUGACAAUAACAGAGCAGAAGUAUGAAGGAGAAUAUAGAUACGUUAAUUCUCGACUUAUCACAAAUAGUGAAGAAAUUGCCUUUUACAAUGGGAAUAAACAAGAAAAGCGGACAAUCCACUCAGUCUUCCAAAAACUGGUGGAACACCUACAUAAUUUCAUUUUCUUUCGGUUUUCUAUGGGUUUCAUUGAUAGCAUCAUUGCCAAAUAUAUUGCCACUGUCGUCGGGUACCUGGUUGUCAGCCGUCCUUUCCUAGAUCUGUCGCACCCUCGACAUCUCCACAGCACACACUCAGAGCUCCUAGAGGAUUACUACCAAAGUGGAAGAAUGCUCUUGAGAAUGUCUCAAGCUCUGGGUCGUAUAGUUUUGGCCGGGCGUGAAAUGACUAGAUUGGCUGGUUUUACGGCUCGGAUUACAGAAUUAAUGCAAGUACUAAAGGAUUUAAACCAUGGCAAAUACGAACGCACAAUGGUGUCACAACAGGAAAAGGGUACUGAAGGAGCACAAGUUAGUCCCUUGAUACCUGGUGCUGGAGAAAUCAUCAAUGCAGACAACAUUAUAAAGUUUGAUCAUGUACCUUUAGCAACACCAAAUGGAGACAUCUUGAUCCGAGAUCUUAGUUUUGAAGUUAGAUCUGGAGCCAAUGUUCUCAUUUGUGGGCCAAAUGGAUGUGGAAAGAGUUCCCUCUUCCGUGUUCUUGGUGAAUUAUGGCCUCUUUUUGGAGGGCGUCUUACUAAACCUGAGAGAGGAAAGUUAUUUUAUGUUCCUCAGCGACCCUAUAUGACCCUGGGAACACUGAGAGACCAAGUGAUCUAUCCAGACGGAAAAGAGGAUCAGAAGAAGAAGGGGAUAUCUGACCAGGUGCUGAAAGAGUACUUGGAUAAUGUGCAGUUAGGUCAUAUCCUUGAACGGGAAGGAGGCUGGGACAGUGUUCAGGACUGGAUGGAUGUACUCAGCGGAGGAGAGAAACAAAGGAUGGCGAUGGCAAGAUUGUUUUAUCAUAAACCCCAGUUUGCCAUUCUGGAUGAGUGCACAAGCGCAGUUAGUGUUGAUGUGGAAGACUACAUUUACAGCCACUGUCGGAAGGUUGGCAUCACUCUCUUUACUGUUUCACACAGAAAAUCCCUUUGGAAACACCACGAGUACUACCUGCAUAUGGACGGUAGAGGCAACUAUGAAUUCAAGAAGAUCACAGAAGACACAGUUGAGUUCGGAUCCUAGAGACCACCUCGAGAACUUCCCCUGCUUCCAUGAAACAAGAGUGCAUUUGUUAAUGCACAGUGCAUUGUAAAAUAAGGUUAAGCUUGUUUUUUGUUUUUCAAAAAACAAAGCAACAAAUUGACUAGAUACAGGAUAAUUGAAAUGUUAAAACACUUAAUAUUGUAUAGGAUAUUGCUAAUUGUGUAUAUGUUGGUUUAAUUAUUAAUUAUGUACUAAGAAUGUCCUUAUUCUUGUGGUUAAAAAACCUGCCUGAAUUAAAUUGGGCUUAAAUCAGUGUAACCUGAUUCAUCCUGGGAUGUAAACCAUUUAAAGUCAACUAAUUUGACUUUUAUGGCUCUAUCUUUUCUUUUAAUGAAGAACCCUAUUUAAAACUGGGUUCAUUAGCUGUUCUAUUCUAACAAAGUAGUCUUGAGUUUCAUCUCUAUAUGCCCCAUGGUAAUGGGAACCAGCCAAUUACAAUGUAUUGUUAAAAUGUAUACCAUCGGUACAGGAUAGCAUUUAUUACACAGUGGCAGAUUUCUUUAGCUGCUGCAUUUGUACUCAUUCCUCAUACAUGCCUUGAAGUGCAUUUGGCUCCAAGAGAGCCAUUUGCGUUUUCUUUAGCUAAAUAAGUGUACCCCUCUCAGUGUCUUGGACUGAGCUUUUCUGAAGGUUCUCUGUGGUGGUGUGCAACAGUGUGUGCAGUUGUGCUUACAGCUUGUGGUUACUGCACACUACACCCAAUCUUUUUAAUGUGUGGGACGUCCGGGCAUGAUCGUCCUGUGUCGAGUUCAAGGUCUUACAAGGAUCUUAGAUAUUUGUGCAGAGGAUUGGACAGGUUCAUCAAAAAUGUGGUUGUGUAAUGGUGAAUGCCGUGUGGCUGUAGAGGCGCUACAGGAAGUAAGCACACUGAGCACGCAGUGCUAUUGCUGUCCUCGUCUGUGGUUUUAUGUUCCUAAAAAUGCUAAACAUUAUCAUGCACAUGGGUGAAUGACAGUUCCUAGGAACUGUGGACAACUGCGUUUGCAUCGGCAUUACUCUGUUGAGAAAUCAUCUCUGGCUCCAAGCACCAUUAAUGACUGACUACAUGUGUUGUUUGCAUGAAGGAGAGCCAAGACUGAACAGGAUCAAUAAGUGGUUGUGAAAUUAGUUUUAUCAAAUGGGUUCAGAGAGGGGCAGUUGAUAGUCUUGUUUCUGCAUAACUCAGAAUCACUGGCUACCAAAAUAACCUUGAUGUGUUGAUUCCAUCAAUACAUCACAUUCAGUUUCACCAUGUCUCCUUAGCAAACUUGUAUACUUAUUUUCUGUUCAGAUUAAAAAAAAAAUUGGAUAACCUACACAACUUUUGCUUGUUUUUUUUAUUCUAGUGCUUGAAUACUGACAUUCAGAAAGUGUUUUUAGCACCCAGAUGGCCUUUUGACAAAACCUUAUUAAAUGAGCUUUAAAAUUUUUUUUUAUAGUUUUAGACAGCAAAAAGAAAAAAGAAAAAAAAAGGGGCAACUGAAUUGCUUGCAAGGAAAACUAAGAAGAAAUGAAGACACAUCCUCCAAGACCCACAUCCAAACCCCAUUUGAGCAUGACUAAUCAGUCUUAAUAAUCAGUCUAGAAAAUACAGAAUUUUUGCAAUCCUGAAACACAUGUAAAAUCCUUUUAUUUAGGACUUUCCUUUCUGCCCAGUAGUGUUUCGUGGCUUUCUGUGUUGGUGUUUUCCACCUCCUUAAUUAGUCUUAUUCCUAAGCAUUUGAUACUUACUGAUUAUAAAAUCAAUUGUAUAUAACAUUUUAUUUUUAUUGUUUUUUUAGUGUGCAAAAUAAUGGUUUCCAUUACGACAUUUUCACACAGUCAUGUCAUUGUACUUUGGUCAUCUUCCCCCGUUACACUCUCCACCCAGCUCCUCUCACUGGUGUUCCUUCUCCCAAAUAUCCUCCCUUCCUCCUUCCCUCCCUCUCUCCCUCCUUCCCUUGUUUCCUAUCCGUUCUUGAUUACAUGUAUGAAGAUAUAAUUGUCUUUCUGAGUCUGACAUUCACUGAUCAUGGCGAUUUCUAAUUCCAUCUAUUUUCCUGAGAAUGACAUAAUUUCAUUCCUUAUUGCUGAAUAGGACUCCAUUGCAUAUAUAAACCACAUUUUCUACAUUCGUCUGUUGAUUAGCAUCUCGACUUAGGUAUCUUGGCUAUUAACACUUCAUUUUUUCAUUUUUGCCAUGAUAAAAAGCGCAGCCGAUUUUUAUGCAUUGACCUUACUGGUGAGUUGCAUUUUCCCAUCCCGUCUGCUGUUUAUAACAGUGUGGUGUUAGCACCAUCCAUGGAAAGGGGAGUCCGUGGUACCUCUUGAACUUGUAGAGCUCAUUGUGAUAAAUUUGGAGAUUUGGGUGUCGAUACAGAAAGAGACUAGGUCAGAAGGGGCUUGACAUACAAGUUUUACCUUGAUAGUGUGUAGCUAGGUUUGCACAAGAGGAUGGUACUAUCUGUUGGAGAUAGGAGAAUUUGGAUUUGCUAGCCCACUGUGGAGGAGUAGACAAUGUAGGGCCACCCCUGGCCCGCUCAUUCACUUGACUACAGUAGAAGUUCUCUUGAAGUGGGUAAACCCUUUACUGGUCUUUAAACAGUCC
Molecule: messenger RNA, 4701 nt
Organism: Chionomys nivalis (European snow vole)
Lineage: Eukaryota; Metazoa; Chordata; Mammalia; Rodentia; Cricetidae
Gene: Abcd3
Product: ATP binding cassette subfamily D member 3
Exons: 23
Coding region: 135-2114 (659 amino acids)
Biological process (GO): long-chain fatty acid import into peroxisome; fatty acid beta-oxidation; peroxisome organization
Cellular component (GO): peroxisome; peroxisomal membrane
Molecular function (GO): ATP hydrolysis activity; ATP binding; long-chain fatty acid transmembrane transporter activity
Source: RefSeq, a predicted model, not a curated record